Andrographis paniculata is the source of this 2650-nucleotide messenger RNA. RefSeq names its product BEL1-like homeodomain protein 8. Bases 411 to 2372 code for a protein of 653 amino acids. Gene Ontology annotation, biological process: regulation of transcription by RNA polymerase II. Lineage: Eukaryota; Viridiplantae; Streptophyta; Magnoliopsida; Lamiales; Acanthaceae. The transcript is spliced from 5 exons. Gene Ontology annotation, molecular function: RNA polymerase II cis-regulatory region sequence-specific DNA binding; DNA-binding transcription factor activity, RNA polymerase II-specific. The record is from RefSeq and is a predicted model, not a curated record.
AGAAAAGAAGCAUUUAGGAACACAGGUUUUCAAUCCCUCAAGAAUUUUCUCCAACAUCCAUCCAUGUCAAUUUGAUGGAUGGAUGGAUGGAUCCAUUUCUUACAACAGUUCAUCUUCAAGAUUCGCCGUCAGUUGUAACGGCUAUUCCAUCUCUUUCCUGUAAUAAUAAUCGUCGAUGUAAUCAAGGAUUUCAUUAAAUUAAUGUCGUCGUCCUCCUACAGUAGUACUACUUAACCCAACCCUACAAUUCUUCUGCAUCUUCUUCAAUUCCCAUCGGAGAAGAAGAAGAAGAAUCUCUCGACUUCAAUCAAACAGGGUUUCGUUUAUCUGUAAAAAUGGAUAAAGAUUGUCUUUUUCGAUCGCUAUAAAUAAUUACUACAAUCAAGAAGGGUAAAUUAAAGAUUUCCGCCAUGGAUAUGAGCAGUAAUUUCAGGCCUGAGUUUCAUAUAGCGCAGCAAAGCCGUCGGGAGAGGCUGAGAAUCCAGACCGUUUAUCAUCAUCAUCAUCUGAACAAUAUGGACGGUCAGGAUCAAAUCCAGCAGCCGGAGGGUCUUCCCUACGAGUACUGCUCCGGCCAGAUGCUGAAUUUUCCGGCGCCGGCGAAUUCCUCGCAAGGUAAUAAUUUCAAGUUUCCGAUUCCAAACACAGUCGCGAGUAGUGGUGACCCACAGUGCUUUAGCACGUGGAAAAGCAUUGGCUCACAAUCGACCUCAGAUUGGGUCGUUCAUCAAUCAAACUACCCCCCAAUCUUUGUCGGAAAUGGCCUGUCGUCUUCUUCCUCCUUCAAGCUCAUCAACAACAGCAAUAAUGGUAAUAAUAAUAAUGAUAAUCCUGUUGUCGAAUCAAAUCCUGGUAAUGAUAUUUCCAUCCCGAGUUAUCAUUACAACCCCAAUCCAUUGCAAGAACUCGUCAUUGCCUCCUCGUCGAAUGUUCAUCCGUACGGUAGGGUUCAAUUUGGGGGCCAGGAAUUGAACAAUUACUCAUCAGGUAGGAACAACGACGACAAUGGCGAUGGUGAAGUUACCUGGACAGGUACCAACGACAUUUCCGAAACGCAGGCCCUUUCCUUGUCCCUUUCAUCGGUUCCAUUACAGGCUGCUGCUGAUUCAUCAUCUCCAAGCUUCCAUGAUUACAGAAACUUGAAACCUGAGAAUCUCCCCAAAAUUUGGGGGAAUUAUGGUCGACACGAUUUGGGAACCCUAGCUCGACGAAACCCCCGGCCCCUCGGCCCCUUCACAGGUUACGAAACAAUUCUUAGGAGUUCGAAGUUUCUGAAGCCUGCCCAGCAAUUACUGGAAGAGCUCUGCUGUUUUGACAGGCCUAACAAUGGCGGUAAUGGUGCUGGUAAGGCUUUGGAGGAAAUUAGGGUUUCUAAUGGUGAUUCUGUCGCCAUUGAUGCAGCUGGCAAGAAUAGGGCCCUGAAUUGUGGAACUGAUUCUAUACAGCCGCCGGAGAAUCUGCAGAAGAAGGCGAAGCUACUGUAUUUGCAGGAUGAGGUUUGCAAAAGGUACAAGCAGUAUCACCAACAGAUGCAAAUGGUGGUUUCAUCCUUCGAAACCGUGGCGGGUCUCAGCACCGCCACGCCAUACAUUUCCUCGGCUCUAAAAAUGGUGUCGAAGCAUUUCCAUUGCCUAAGAAAUGCAAUCAUCGAUCAACUAAAAAGCAUACGGAAUGCCUUGGGCGAGGACCCGCCGGCACCCAGUGCCGGGACAAGCAACAGCAAAGACGAUCCUAGCAAUUUGAUGCUCAAAUUCUUCGAUCAAAGCUCGCAAAAGCAGAAACGGAGCGCCGCCGUCGGAGGUUUUCUCGAUGGCCAGCACAUAUGGAGGCCGCAACGAGGCCUACCCGACCAAGCUGUCUCGAUCUUACGCGCUUGGCUGUUCGACCAUUUUCUUCAUCCGUACCCGACGGACACGGACAAGCAUAUGCUUGCCUCGCAAACCGGCCUCACUAGAAACCAAGUUUCCAACUGGUUCAUCAAUGCCCGGGUUCGGCUAUGGAAGCCGAUGGUCGAAGAAAUACACAUGCUCGAGAGUAAAGGGAUGGUCGAAGCCGGGAAGCCGAUCGAUCAACCGAAUACCGACAACAACGACGAUACGCAAAAUUUCGCCGCAAUGUCGAGCAUGCCGUCGAGCACAAGCUUGUGGAAUCAAGAAAAGUGUGCUCGAAUCGAAUACCACGCGCCGUCGAGCAUCGGGGGAUCGUUGAUGGGGUGGAUGCCGGGAGUCGAGAUCGGGGGGCUUAGCGUGGGGGCCGUGUCACUUACGUUGGGGCUCCGGCAGGGGGCCGAGAAUGCGCAACGGGGGCCACAGCCGGAGCACAACGUGCGGCUGCGGUUCGGAAGUCAGAUGAUUCGGGACUUUGUCGGAUAACUACUACACUUAGUGUAGGUAAUUAAGGUAUGUUGAGGAAAUAAGUAAGGUUGUGUUUUUUGGGCUAAGAUCGACGUUGCUAGAAGAAGAAAACCUUAGGGAAUUCAAUCCUCAAAGACUAGUAGGGUAGGGAUGCUAUGAUAUAGGUUAGGUAAGUGUAAUUUGAAAAGUUGUGUUUUAAUUAGGUUUGGUAUGAGAGGAUUUAUGCAUUUCAUGUUUAUAUGUAUGUGAUGUACUCUCUCUUUUAAUCCCUAUAGAAGCAGCAAAAAUUAUUAUUA